Messenger RNA from Camelina sativa (false flax), 605 nucleotides. RefSeq lists its product as uncharacterized. NCBI's taxonomy places the organism in Eukaryota, Viridiplantae, Streptophyta, Magnoliopsida, Brassicales, Brassicaceae. The record is from RefSeq and is a predicted model, not a curated record.
AAAUCCUAUAUAUAUAUAUACAAGUCAUUGUAAGUUCCUCAAUUCAUCAAGUCUCAAGUCAAAAUAAGAAGCAAACAUGAAGAAUGAAGGUCGUCAGCAAGGCGUCAUAAGGACGGGAAUGAUUCAUCCGCGGGGCUUUCAUCCGCGACCCACAAACCCACCACCAGCUAAUGGAGUCAAAGUGUCAUCAUCUACUACCAGCCAGUCAAACAUCAUCGGAGAAAGUGAGCGGUCCAAGUACAGUAAUUGCCACGUGUCGCCGGCUAUCAAGUCUGGCCACAAAUCUAAAGAUCGCCGCAAGUCACAACCGACAAGUUGGUGGAGUGAUGAGAAGCUAGAUCGGCUCAUCGGGUCAGACUCUUCGUCCGCUCAGGAUAUUUUGGAUACAUUAUGCGAUGAAGAAGAUGAUGAGCAUUAAUUAUCGUCGUGGCUAGUCGAGAUGUAUGAAAGAUUAUUGUUUUUUUUUUUUUUUUUUAAUAUAUGCAUUUUAUUAUAUGUUUGAACUUUUGAUAAACAAUGAUAAUAAUUAUGGGAAGAAAAUGUAAUACUUUUGUGUCAAUGCAAAUUUGAGUUGGAAAUGAUAAUAGAUGUAAUUAUUUCGCAAA